Maudiozyma barnettii is the source of this 1014-nucleotide messenger RNA. It is a transcript of the gene PUT7, whose product is annotated as Put7p. The coding region runs from base 1 to 1014 and encodes 337 amino acids. The record is from RefSeq and is a predicted model, not a curated record. The transcript has a single exon. Gene Ontology annotation, cellular component: mitochondrion. Lineage: Eukaryota; Fungi; Ascomycota; Saccharomycetes; Saccharomycetales; Saccharomycetaceae.
AUGAUCUCAAAUAGAAUAAUACCAAGAAUUUUGAGAAAUUUCUCUUCUGUCAAAGAAGCCAACAAAUGUAUUCACAACAUAAAUCUAUCAUCAUCUCAUAUAAUCCAUAGGAGGACUUUAGGCCAUCUGAGAACUUUCCACACGGGAACAGAUAAUGCAGGUGUAGUACAGGAGAAAUCGAUGUUAUUAAAACACCCCAAAUCAAUUAAUAAUAUAUUAAGUAUUAAGAAACCAAGUGCUCCUACAGAAGAUAUUAUUGAUAAUAACUGUGAAACUCCUGAUCAAUCGGCAGAUUUAAUAAAGACAUUAUCGGAACAAUUAAUUGCGGAUACUAAUUCAAAUACUCACAAACCGACUAUGGCAGAAAACGAAGUUGAUACAAUGUGUAUAAAUACACAAUUGCUAGAUAAUGGAUUUUCAGAUUUACAGUCACAAGCAAUAAUGAAAGUAAUGAUGAAUAUAUUAAAUGAUGAAUUUUAUUUGAAUUAUAAUGAGAAAUAUUUAAGAGAUUUUGAAAUUGAUAAACAAUUACACUUAUUCAAUUCAUUACAAAGUGAAAUAAAAUUCAUUAUUGCGAAUUCAAGAGAUUCUCAAUUUAAUUUACAUCAUUUACAAAUAACUAGAUUAAAGAGAGAUUUAAAUUCAGAUUUGGAUGAUCUGAAUGAAGAAGUUAUAGAUAUAUUAGAGAAAGAUAGAAAACUUGAUUUUAAUAAUCAAAAAAUGGAUAAUACCUUAUUGUAUAGAAGAAUAAACAUGAGUUUACGAGACUGUAGCAAUAAGAUAUCUAUAAAUAUCUUAGCGGGGAUUAAGCUAGAUAUUGAAAACUUAAGAUGGCAUACUACUCGAAGUGGAUUAGUUGCAAUUGUUAUAUUAGUCUUUCUAAUUUUAACAGGUGUCAAUGUUUCUAAUAAAAAAUCUAAUAGGGAAGAAGCAGCUAUUGAUCGUGAAUCAAAACAAAUAAUAUUAAAGACUAUAGAUCGAGAAGAUAUUGAUGAGAUCAGUGAUAAUAUAUAA